CAAGCCCCCACACAGGGCCCCUUGCCUUGGUGUCCUCAGUACCCUCCCAAGACACCCCAGGUGCCUCUGAGUUCCUAACUACCAGAAGUCCCAUCUCACCAUCAAAGAAGACUCAGAUCAAAAAUGUUGAAAGAUUCACGGAAAUCCUUGAUCCCCAGCCAUGGGCAAAAGGUGAAGGUGCCGCCGGCGCCAUUGUCCCGGAACUGGAAACGGGACCGAGAACAGUCUCUGGAGAAAGCUUAUGUACCAGUGGUGGUGGAUCCUCGGGGGCAGAACCCAGACACUAGUAUCAGGUUCAGAUUCUACAACUCACAGUAUUCCAACUCUCUAAAUCCCUUCUACACCCUGCAGAAGCCCACCUGUGGCUACCUGUACCAAAGAGAAACCGACCACACCCGCAAGCGCUUUGAUGUUCCUCCAGCAAACCUGAUCUUGUGGCGCACCUAGGUCCAUGGCAUCUGGAAGUCCCCACCCCCCACCUUCAUCCUAUGGUCCUGUGUCCCAGAGGGAAAGAUCAUUCCUGCCUGGAGAAGCAGUGUAUGCCUGGACUAGCCAGGUAUGCUGUGACAGCUGAGGGAGGCCACUUCUCAAUAGUAAUAAACUUUGUCCUUCUUUUUCCUGGCA
Molecule: messenger RNA, 624 nt
Organism: Mastomys coucha (southern multimammate mouse)
Lineage: Eukaryota; Metazoa; Chordata; Mammalia; Rodentia; Muridae
Gene: Cimip3
Exons: 2
Coding region: 124-447 (107 amino acids)
Source: RefSeq, a predicted model, not a curated record